This is a messenger RNA of Seriola aureovittata, 663 nucleotides long. RefSeq names its product NDUFA4 mitochondrial complex associated b (gene coxfa4b). The coding region runs from base 141 to 398 and encodes 85 amino acids. The transcript has 4 exons. Lineage: Eukaryota; Metazoa; Chordata; Actinopteri; Carangiformes; Carangidae. The record is from RefSeq and is a predicted model, not a curated record.
UGGCUGACAGUAAAGGAGGUGGUGUGCACUUCAGUGUACAUUCAGGCCUGUAGGAAACGGUGAGAUCCUCCGAGGCAGCGCGCAGUUUGCCCGCAGAUAUUCGCUUUUACGGACCCUUGUCAGCGGGAGGAUUGUCCACUAUGUCGUCUAUGUUGAGACUCGUCGCCAAACAGCUCAAGAGCCACCCAGCUCUGAUCCCCCUCUUCAUCUUCAUCGGUGGGGGUGUAACCAUGAGCGCCACGUACUUGUGUCGGCUGGCUCUGAAAAAUCCUGAUGUCUCAUGGGACCGCAAGAACAACCCUGAGCCCUGGAACAAACUGGAGCCCAAUCAGCAGUACAAACUUUUCACAGUUAACAUGGACUACUCCAAGCUGAAGAAGGACAGGCCUGAUUUCUAAGUCACCGUGUCAUUGCACUUCUGUCUCUGACGAUGUGAAGAGCCUUUGCACUUUCUGCCAAAUAUAAAAUAAACCCAUGACACUGAAUGAAGGUUGUAUCACACUGCUUGCUACACUCAUUCAGUCAGUUAAUUUCCAGUGUGAAGGGGGGAAGGGAUCAUUCACUUUAUCGACGACUGUAUGAAUAAAGCAGGCAACCACCUGUUUUACUAAUUUAUGAAUUUAUUUUUGACUUUGUUGUAUCAUUAAAACCAUUUCAAUCACA